Molecule: messenger RNA, 909 nt
Organism: Fusarium musae
Lineage: Eukaryota; Fungi; Ascomycota; Sordariomycetes; Hypocreales; Nectriaceae
Exons: 3
Coding region: 1-909 (302 amino acids)
Source: RefSeq, a predicted model, not a curated record
AUGUGCCAUUCCUCAAAUUAUCCCACAGAGGCUGGAACCGCAAUCUCGACAUUACAUGCCAACGAUCCCAACACAACUCCAGAAACCAUUAUCAAUGCCCUAGAGAGAGAUGGUGCCUUGAUCAUCAAAGGCAUAGCUUCCAAGGCUCUAUGUGAACAGAUCCGAAGCGACCUGAAGCCACUAUUCGACUCAGAUGUCAAAGAUGACUCUGGCUUCUUUCCCCCCACCACCAAGCGAGCAACCGGCUUCUUCGCUACCUCAGACGCAUGUGUCGAACUAGCCCUCAACCCUCUAUUCCAGUCUGUUGCUGAAAAGGUCCUGGGAAGCAAGUACACAUACUGGGAAGGUCAAGAGCAGUUGACUGUCUUUGGAAAGCCGUACCUUGCUAGUGCUGUUGGGUUUCGCGUUGAGCCUGGUGGAAAGCAACAGGCUCUUCAUAGAGAUGACUCGGAUUAUCAUCCGAGGAACUGCGAUAUGCCUGUGAUGCUCGGUUGUGUGACGGCUUUGACUAAGACGACUAAAGAGAAUGGUGCGACUAUUGUCAUCCCAAAGAGUCAUCUCUGGGGUCCCGAUAGAUGCCCACUUGACGAAGAGGCCAUCGCUGGGGAGCUGGAGAUAGGCGAUGCAAUGCUCUUCCUCGGUAACGUUUAUCACGCGGGCGGAGCCAACAUCACCAAGGACGAUGCCCGAGAGACUAUCGGUAUGUUCAUGUGCAAGGGGACUUUACGGCAGGAAGAAAACCAAUAUCUGAGCAUUCCACCAGAGGUUGCAAAGGCUCGGAACUUUCCCCCCAAGAUGCUUAGACUGUUGGGAUAUGGCAUGUGUCCACCGGCUUUGGGCUACUACCAGUAUCGAGAUCCGAUGAAGGUCAUCUUUGGAAUCGAGGAUGAAGAGACUGUCAAGAAGUAG